Molecule: messenger RNA, 309 nt
Organism: Dovyalis caffra
Lineage: Eukaryota; Viridiplantae; Streptophyta; Magnoliopsida; Malpighiales; Salicaceae
Source: the annotation of a GenBank genome assembly
AUGAUGAGCCCACCAACUUCCUGGCAAGAUGCCUACGGUUACCAACCACCAACAUGUCAAGAUCCAAAUUCGAAUUGGUUCCUGGUCCCGGUCGGAGACCACCGUGUUCGCGCCGGCGGUCCAACAAAGAGGCGAAGUAGUGGUCUCUUUCUUUCCAUUACGAAAGACACGCUUCAGUGGUGGCGGUAUGGGCUUCAAGCUAUGGUUACUUGGAUGAGGGCGUUUCAAGUGGUUAAGGAGAUAAGUUUGAAGUCUGUGGAGGCUAGAGUGAUUCGAGGAGGUGGCUACCAACUUAGAGAAGCUCGUUGA